This is a messenger RNA of Bursaphelenchus xylophilus (pine wood nematode), 1611 nucleotides long. The record is from the annotation of a GenBank genome assembly. NCBI's taxonomy places the organism in Eukaryota, Metazoa, Nematoda, Chromadorea, Rhabditida, Aphelenchoididae.
AUGAUCUUGCUAUGGCUGGUUGUUUUAGGCUCUGCAAUACGUGUUUCGUUGCCUUGCACGUCGACGACGACCGUGCAGGACCCGUUAGGUAGGUGGGAAAACGGGGAGCGACAAUUGGGGAAACUGAAGAGUAUUGUUUUCUUUCGAAAUUAGCAUAAUCGGUGGCUCUGAUUUUGAAAACGCCAUUAAUUUUUUUAAUGUUUCUUUAAUUAGUACUGUAUAGUAAUUUUUUGAAAAAAAAUUCAAAAAAGAAUACAAUUUUACAGUAUUAAAACUUACAGGGGAAGUACUCCAAGUGCGACGCUCAGAUUUCCUUUAAAUUUUGCACACACGUCGGCUAUGGACUAAAUAUCAAUUCCUGAAAGUUUUAGCUCGCGCUUUGCGGGCGCCGCCGAGAUAUCGAACGAUUUUUGUCGCCGAGAGAGCACACGCUAAACGUGGAGAGCGGUCAGAGGCCAUAACUUUGGCAGUUUCGUGCGGAAAAAAUUGAUUUUUUGUAGAAACAUUAUCCUUUACGGUUGAAAUAUGCAUGAAACUUUUCGUGCCGAAAUUCGGCAAAAAGUCCCAAAUUUUCGCCGACUUUCGAUCUAAAAAUCUCGGUUGUUUCUGCAAAGCGCUAGUUAGGAUUCUCGCAUAUAUCUUAGAAAAAAUUAUUCUAAAUUUGUGCCAAGUUUCAUCAAAAUAUGAGCGUCGUACUUGGAGUACUUCCCCAUUUAAUGAAAAAGGUAACAAUCAAAAAAAGAAUAAUUUCGAAAUCAGAGCCAUAGAUUAUCCUAAUUUUGAAACUUACAGCGAUGAAAAAGAAUACUUUUCAGUUUCCCCAAUUGACGACGUUCCGUCGGAAAAGGAUCGGGGAGUUACCAAUAUUUUGAGUUGUAAAUUUUAUUGCAAUUAGUCGAAUUUUUUAGGAAAUUUACAAGGUCUUUAAAUACGAUGACCAGAUUUUGGUAUAACUUGCCACAAAUUUAGAGUAUUUUUUUAAAAUAUGCGAGACUCCUAACUCGCGCUUUGCAGAAACCACCGAGAUUUUUAAGGUGGGAAAUGGGAAAAAAAUAACCAUGUUUUUGCAACUCUCCUAAUUUUACAUGCUCUCUCACUAAAAGAUUGUUAAAUAUCUUGACCCUACAUCUAAAGCGUUAUCUAAAAUACAUGAUUUGAAGACAUCUGAAAGUAAUCUCAACUAAGGGCAUCUUUUAAUCAACAAAAAAGUCGGUGAUAAAACCCAUAAAUUUUGUGACAUGUCCUCGAACUUUUGGAAAUUAAAAGACAGCCUAAAAAUUGUUGGGAUUCAAAACUUGUUCUGCAAAAAAAGCGUAAAAUGGUCAAAAAAUCUUUUAUUUUCCAGUUUGUCCUUACACUUGCAAUACUUAUGACCUGGGAAGCACCGACUUUCAAACUACAGUAACCACCGAUUUCGAGACCCAAUGCCCCGUGUGGUCCGUGUACUGUUUCAACAAUUACUUUGUAAGUUCGCGAGCUCUUUUACCGACGCAUGUGUCGAUUUUUUAGAUCAACGGCGAGGAGGUGAAUCGAAUAGCAAAUCUAAUGUGCGGACCGAAUGGAUUUACCUAUAAUGGCGCCGCGAUUGAUACGAUUACUUGCAAUCAAUAG